This is a messenger RNA of Zophobas morio, 2204 nucleotides long. RefSeq lists its product as uncharacterized. The record is from RefSeq and is a predicted model, not a curated record. The transcript is spliced from 23 exons. The coding region runs from base 69 to 2195 and encodes 708 amino acids. NCBI's taxonomy places the organism in Eukaryota, Metazoa, Arthropoda, Insecta, Coleoptera, Tenebrionidae. Gene Ontology annotation, biological process: regulation of DNA-templated transcription. Gene Ontology annotation, cellular component: cytoplasm; Ino80 complex.
GAACGGGGCUUUAGUGAGAAACCGUUAUUAAAUUUGUCCGUUUUGCUCACGGCUCGCUUAACUUCACUAUGGGUUGUAGUAAAUCUACUACUGUACCCCUCUUUGAGCCAGUACCUCAUCCUGAUGUAGUACAAGUAUAUAAAUGCUUUGAAAAAAAAACACCUCUGAUUAUAGAUAAUGGAAGUUUUUCAUGUAAAGUUGGGUGGGCUUCGGAACCAGAACCUUCUUUGAACUUUCCCAGUAAAUCUAUUAGAACUAAGAUUAAAGGCCGUCUUGCAACAAUUGUAGGAAACGAUAUUCUUGAUCCAGAGAGCUCUAAGUACUCUUUUCGAACUUUAUUCGAUCGUGGGGUAGUUACAAAUUUUAGCACCCAGGAAGAUCUGUUUGAUUACGCCUUUGCCAAACUAGGCAUUAACAGUUCUUCCAUUUCGCAUCCCGUUGUUAUAACAGAAACAGUGUGUAACUUUUUUUACUGCCGAGAAAGAAUGGCUGAGUUACUAUUUGAGUGCUACGGCUGCCCAAGCUUAACAUUCGGCGUUGACGGUCUUUUUAGUUUUUAUCAUUCUAAUGUAAUAAAUGAAUUCGAAUCUAAUAUGGCGAAUGGCCUUGUGAUUUCCUGUUCUCACUCAGCCACUCACAUACUGCCAAUUAUUGACGGCAGUUUCGACGUCUCCAACGCCAGAAGAUUAAGUUUUUCUGGUCUUGAAUUAAGCGACUAUCUUACUAAAUUACUUCAUCUAAAGUAUCCUCAGCACAAGUCAGCUCUUCAGGGAGAUAAAAUAAAACAAAUCCAAAAUAAACUUUUUGUAGCUGAAGACUACACAGCGGAAUUAAAAAAGUGGACGGACGAAUCUUACCAUUCCGCUAACGAAAUUGUUUUUCAGCUUCCGUUUGUUGUUCCUGAAAGCAGUGGUGUCCCUGAAGAAGAAAAGCGGCGACGGCGAGAGGAACAGUCCCAACGAAUCAAAGAGUAUAUCAAGUCCAAACGAGAAAAGCAACUUGCAGAACUUUCGGAGAGGUUGGUUUUAUACAGAACCCUCGAAAAGUCGCCGUCUGAUGCUAAAGUUAAGGCGAAAAUGAAGGAAGCAGGGAUAAAGAAUGUGGUAAAUUUGGAAAAGAAUAUUCGUUUAGUUAAACAAUCAAUAAUUAAGGUUGAGGCAAAGCUGAACGGCCACUCCGAACCUCCAGAAGAAGAGAUAAAGAAAGAAUAUGUAUUUGAUUUGAUAAACGUUUCUGAUAGCGAGCUUGACAGUGACCAGCUAAAAGAAAAAAAGAAACAACUGUUUUUAAAGAAUGCCGCUGAGGGACGCGAGAGGGCUAAAAAAAUUCGCCAGCAACUUCAGCAAGAGAAAGAAGAACAGGACGCUCAAUUAGAACUCCGUCGACAAAAUAAUCCUGAACAAUACUUGCAGGAAUUAAAGGAUAUGCGCUCUAAACUCAUGCGUCGACGAGAGAUGCGCAAGAAACGGAGAGAAGAGCUGAAUGACCGGAGAAGUCAAGCCUCGAAGCAGCGAAUGAGGCUAAUAGUGCAACAGACUCAAACAGUAGAAGAUGCAAAAGGCAAAAAAGAUAAAGCAAAGCGCAGAAAACAAGAAGAUCUCUUCGGUGUGAACGACUCAGACUUCGAUAUUUACCGGAAUAUCAGUAAAGAGUCCGAUUCCGAAAGUGAGCACGAGCAAGAAGAGCUCCUAAAAAUAGAAGAACUUUUGUUUAAGUACGAUCCCGACUAUAAAAGUGUUGACGAGCCGCUUACUAUCGAAGAGUAUCAUCAACUUCGACUCGGCACGGAGGCCUUUCGAGCUCCCGAAUUAUUAUUUCAACCAGCCAUAUUUGGCAGUGAUAGGGCCGGGCUUAUUGAAAGUAUUGAGUGGCUAUUAAAAAGCUACCCGAGUGAGCAGCAAGAAAAGUUGUGUCAGAAUGUUCAUGUGUGCGGAGGUUUGGCCGGGUUGUCCGGAUUGGCAGAAAGAAUUCGGAGAGAACUAAUAAUGAUCCGCCCUGUUGGCGCAGUAAUAAAUGUGACUACAGCCAGCAACCCGCUUUACAGCGCCUGGCAGGGCGCACGCGAAUGGACUGUACGUGAGGAAGACGAGUUCCACUCUCUUUUGCUUAGUAAAGAAGAUUUUAUGGAGAGAGGCCUCGACAAUCUUAAGGAACAUCGAUUCUCCAAUAUAUACAGAAUAAGAAAUAAAAGUUAAUUUCUGUUC